Molecule: messenger RNA, 12579 nt
Organism: Babesia ovata
Lineage: Eukaryota; Apicomplexa; Aconoidasida; Piroplasmida; Babesiidae
Product: cytoplasmic dynein heavy chain
Exons: 4
Coding region: 1-12579 (4192 amino acids)
Biological process (GO): microtubule-based movement
Cellular component (GO): dynein complex
Molecular function (GO): dynein intermediate chain binding; dynein light intermediate chain binding; minus-end-directed microtubule motor activity
Source: RefSeq, a predicted model, not a curated record
AUGAGAGCACAAGGUUCAAAAGACAAAUAUGGGGAGGAGGUGCCCGCAAGCGACACAGUUCUCCUCAGAGGCAUCAACGAUGUUGCUGCCAUAACGUCGGCUUACUUCGAAAUUGACAAAAGCGUCGUCAUUGACUGCCUCAGAAACAGUGAAGAUGUUGUUAGAGAAGCCCUAUUCGGAGACGGCGACACAGGUAAUCCGUUGAUUGUGACAUUGGACAACGACGGAGAUAUUGCAUCGAUCUCCGUCCAACGUGGUUGGAAUGAUGUAUUGAAUGCUACGCAAAAUGCCGUUGCAUUUAUCGCAGUAAGGAAAGGGGAAGGCAGUAAGGAGCAGCCUGAUGACACCAGCUAUCACAUUAUACCAUUCACGUGGAAGCCGGGGUUUUCAUCAUGUAAUAUAGCUUUCAGAUUAUUGAAUGACAUCAUUAAUCCUCUGGUAGACAACCUAAAAUACCGAGAGAGAGAAGACGAGAAAAGGCAUGGAUAUGUAAAUGAGGCUGCUAAUGGGAUCAACCGCCUCUGUAAUAUAUUUCUACAACUGGACUGCAGGUCGACUGUUCGCUACGCUAAUUUUCAUGUGGGUACAUCAAUUUGUAGGGUGGCCAUCUACAUGGGGAAAGAUGUGAAAAAUUGGAACAUUGAGAUCCCCACUGAGGUGAUGCUGGAAGACAUUAAAAACAAUGUGAUCUCAUGGUCAAUAGAGAUCGCACGUGUAUUGGGUUUAUACGCCAUUGCGAUAAAUGAGGAACCCGAAUCCGAUGAGUCGAAAACAUCGGACGAUGGCGACGAAGAUGACAGCUACAGUAUGUCAUCCAGUGACCAGUCGUCUAUCCAAUCUUCGGAUUCAAUCCUUUCGGUUGUCGAAUCCUCAUCGACUACUUCGGCUGGUGAAACGGAAUUCCAAGACAUUCCCCAGACGCCAACGUUCAUAAGUGGUUCUACCAAGUGCUAUCAGCCUAUGGAUGUCAGAGAAGAGGUCAGCUUCUGGCUAAACUACGAAAACGCUCUCAUAGAUCUGCAAGAGCAGAUUGCAUCACCGACUGUUAAAUACACUUUAGGCCUCUUGGAGUUCAACUCUGUGGAUAUAAAUCGCAUAUACUGUUUUGCAGAUGCAGUGGAUGCAGCCGCAGAUCUGACUGGUCGUGUAGAGAACAUAAAUAUACUUAUGAAGGUUUUCCCCGUCGAUGAAUUAAGAUGUGCGAAUAGCAUGGAUCGACUGAAAGAAGGCAUAUCUACAGUUCUGAAACAUUUGGAAAAGAUCAAGUAUGUGAAGCACUACACCAGCCGUAAACUCACCGAGAUGGUUAUGGGCCUGACGCAAGACCUGUUGCAAUCCUGUUAUAUGCAAUUUCACCAAUAUGUAAGGUCAGAAUUGGCCGGUGAACGACGCAAAGGUUUCGUUCAAACAGUAGAUGAUGUCAUGAACGUGUGGAAAAAUGGAUUGACGCAGUUGAAGCACCAACUGGAGAAAGACAUGAAUGGCUUGCGUAUUUUCUCGACUGACGAGAGCGUGUCUAUGCUAAGCGAUGCUCGAGAUAUUAUACACGAGUUCCAUCGGUGCCAGUGCAGACAAGAGGCCGUUUCAAAUGAUGUAAUGAUCCUGAUGAAUAUCAAAACGGUAUUUGAGCAAAUUCAUCUCGACGAAUAUGUUGCCGGCAAAAUAAAAACAGGGAACGUCAAAAAGGCUUCGGAUUUAUCCUUGCAAUUGUACAAGUGUUUUUUGCUGAACGUAAACAGAAAAAUCGGAGAUAACAAUGUCGGAUUAUACGACUUUAUAUCCAUACUGCCUUGUAUUGAUUCAUAUAACUACGUGCUUAAGAAGAUUGAAAAUGUUCUUACAGAAAGCUUUUGCUGCUUCAUCGGUAGUGUGAGUGGAGCGAACGGCAUACUGCAGUUGUUGCGCUUCGCUAAUAGGCUAUCCAUCUGCAACGACCCCUCAGUGACAUCCGACGCAUUGUUAAAUACAUUACAUGUUAUAAGAGACGAAAUCAAGGCAACAGAGGCCGAAUUCUUCCCAGAGAAAUGCGAGGCACGCUUGAUGAACUAUCUCCAUCUCUACGAUGCGGCCAAGAGGACCAGCAAUAUUGCUCGUAUAAGGGGUAAAUUAAAGGUGUUUGAAAGCGUGUUGUCUUUGAUGCGGCCGUUAGUUGAUGGUGGACGCCUUAAAUCCGUCCAUGAUUGCCUCAAGGCACUACCGCUCAACGAUCUCGAAGCCUCUUUGAGCAUUCCAUCUGCGUUGAAUAUGGAGCUGCAGCAUACUAUUUUAACGAUCUCGGAUAAUAAUGGUGAAGACCCAAAGAAUAUUCCUCGGCUGAAUUUACCGCCAUCCUUUGACCUAAUAGUCGAAUGCUUAAACAUGAAAUACCUUGGGAACCUUUCCACAGAUAUCUGCAACGCUGACAUGGAGCCAAUUAUAUCGAUUAUAUUUGCGUUUAAAUCCAUGUAUGAGGUCAUAGAGGAACUAAUUGAAGCAUAUCCAGCGCUGGAGAAUUGCCCCGGAAUCACUGUCGACUCAUUGGAUGAUGAUUUAAAUGCGAUGUUAAAGAAUAAGAAAUGGGAAGAGUUAAUGCAAUCCAUGAUUAACAAAGACGCUAUGACUGCCUUGAAUUCCAUCUUUCUCAUACUCUUUCAUGCGAUUGCUGGGGUAUCAUUUUAUGAUGACAUGGUUGAAUAUGCGGAUUCCUUUACUGCAAAUGAGUAUUUCAGCACCGUUCUGGGGCACAUGAGGCAGCAAAAGGUAUUUUUCGAGACUUAUAUACAUCAUGAGUUUGUUACAUUUGGACCUUACCUGAUAAAACAGAUGGAGACAUCGACGUUCCACUGGAAUAAAACUGCGGUUGCGAGAUGGGUAUCAGAGUUAGGUGAUAUGGCGUUCGACGACCAUGAAUAUUUCGUUUGCUUUUUAGAUGAUGAAGAUAGCGAUGAAAUAGUCAUGGAUCCCCCUCACCAGAAUAUUCGGCAAGAUUUGUAUGAUAAAUUGAGCGAGUUCGUUGAUGUUCCAAUCUCAGUAGCUGAUGAGUUAAAGUCCUUAAUUCCUAAUGACGAGAAUGUGGCGUGUGAGGAUACUACUGAUUUGCUAGCACCUGCCCACGUGGCAAUCACCUCAAUAUUGACAAACCUGCAACAGCAAUUUAACAAUUGUGUAUACUUCGAACAGACAUGGCAAAUGCAUUUCGAAACAAGAAUACGUGAAGAUACAGAUAUUGAUGUUAUGAUGCAGGAGUUGGAUGAUAUUUUACGCAGCAAUUUAAUUGUGAGCCAGGAAGCAGUAGCGCCUCUACAUAUAUCGAUAUCUGAUACGUUACGUAAACGCAAAUUGAAAAAUGUGCAAAAUGCAGUUAUGAACGUCAUAUGCGAGGAUAUGCUGGACUCGGCGUUACAGCUAACACAUGUGCUUAAUCAGAUUUCGGAAAUGAUUGGUCUGAGCAAUUCAUAUCAAUCAACGAACGUGAGCCGUUCAGCAUCUGGAGGCUCAUCGACAACUGUAAACACAGCAGACGCAAUUAUCACGCAAGCAUCGUCAGAGGUCAACUUUGAUUAUGCAUCAUUCAGUGCGUUAUCGGACAGGUUAAAAGAGGAGAAUUCGCGACUCCCGGGCACAAGGGAUGUUUUUGAAAAUUACAUCGCGAUAUGCCGUUUAUUGGAUGGAUUCUUGAAUCCUCUUUAUAGCAUGUUUACGGCCAAAUAUAAAAUUAUCGAAUAUGAGGAAGAAUGGACCGCAUCCAUUCACAAAAUUAGAAAGAUAGAACGCAUCUGUAGGAAUCGGAAUUGCCCUCUGCCGACAUCUUGGGUUUCUUGCAACAAGUUAAAAUCUUGUGUUAUGGAGCUAGUUGCCUUUUCUAAUUCCAUGACCAUCGAGUUUUCAAAUACGAUUCACGUAAACAUUUCGGAAUUGCUCGGUAUAUACGUGCAUAUACAGGAUCUUAUGUGUGCGAAGUGGAAGAAAAUUCGAGACAACGUAGAAAAGAAUUAUAAGGAAUAUGACCAGAUCAUGGUUGUACUUAAUGAUAUGAAUGAGACGUGGAAACUGGUCUCCUCUCAUAUUUACGCUAUGGAAGACAUCAUAAAAUUAAUUGCCGGUGAUGAUCAAAUGAUAUCUAUGCGCAUAGACCCAAUAAUGUCGAUGGAUACCGUCGUAGAGUACACUACGCACUGGAAAAAUGCGGGAGCACAUAUAUCCCAAUAUGAGAAGAUAUUAAAUACGGAUGCUAAUGAACACUCGAUUCCGAAAUUAAAAGUUGCUCUGGAAACUUCCAAAGAAGGUUUGUGUUCUUGUGGUCCAGUGUGGAAAGUGGUGGAGAAACGGAUUACCACUCUAGAGAAAUUGCUAGCUGGUGGUGUCGGGUCUUUAAUCAGCGAAUCACGAUUUGUCGAGCGUGUCAUAAGUGCUAUACGAGCAUCUAAUAAUCAACAACUCCCCCUAAUCGAGAGGAAUCUAAAAGUGAAGGAUUGGCUGGAGAUAAGCGAAGUAAUGUCUGCGGAGCUUCGGGAAAUAGUUAAACUUUUCGAAUUCCAGAAAGUCGUGAAGGAAUAUGUCAACACUACUAGAAAUAAGUGGAAUCAUACAGCAAUUACAUGGAAAUGUGAAUGCAUUAGUUCGUGGGGAAAAGGGAACGAAAAGAGCAGUGAACCAAAGCUAUGGAAAUUGCAAAAUUCCGAGUCCAUUCUUUAUCAGAUAGACGAUUGCAUGACGUAUAUGAAUACUUAUACAAGUUCGAAAUAUGUCGAAGAUUUAGCAGACGAGUUGAAAGAGUGGAUGAACAAGUUAUCUGAAACCAGAAUCUUCGUAGAACAAUGGGCUGAUGUGGAAAACAAGCUUUCUUAUCUGUGCACCAUUUUCUCCUCUACCAUAUUGCAGAAACAGCUUCAUAAGCAGGCGGAAGCUUUUAAGAGCCUUGUAGAAGAUCAGGAGUCUCUAGUUGCUUCGGUGAAGUACCUCAUGGAUGCAAGGCACGCGUUAACGAACCUGUCAAAAAUGGUCAGUCUCAUUGACGAAGUUGAGAAGGUUUUAAGGUCAUAUCUGGAUGAUCAGCGAUUUGUAUGUCCUCGCUACUUCUUCAUCCGUGAUGAAGAACUCUUCCAAAUUGUUGGUCAAGCCAAUGUCGCUAGACUUAAAGAGAAUAUAUCAAAGAUGUUUGCGGGUGUAGCCGAGUUGCAUGUUGAAGGCGAUCAUAUAUGUGCUGUGAUAUCCAAGGAAUCCGAAUUCAUGGAGUUGGCGAAUCCAGUACCGAUCGCCAACAUGGAAACCAUCGACGUCGUUUUAGCGCUAGAGAAAGAAAUUAAAAAUACAUUACAGCACGAUAUUGUAUCCAGCGUUAAGGAAUUAGAAUAUAUAUACUCACAAAAAAGUUUCAAUCACGAUUCUUACUGCAAAUGGGUGGAAACACACUGUUCACAGGUUUUAAUAAUAUCACUAUCGAUCACGUGGAGUCAAAAGAUGGAAUGUAUGACUAAUGAUAAAGAUGCUGAACAGCUUGCAACUUUGCUUAAUUCGUUGAUCAAAAGUUCCUCUUGCACUAAAGGCGACGACGCCAAUGUUGCACAGAAGAUGCAACAGGCUUUAAUCUUCCUCAUCUACCAACUGCAAAAGACGCGUUAUUUGUCUAGAUUGGAUCCCAACACCUUCCAAUGGCGUAGUUGUAUCCGUUAUUACAUAAACGAUGCUGGUUUGGUAGAAUUGCGGAUUGCAUCUAGAGUAUAUUCAUACGGUUAUGAAUUUAUGGGCCAAGGCCCUGACUUGAUUCUAACAUCUCUAACAGAAAAGUGUUUCACAUCAAUUUCUGAUGGACUGGAAUCAGAUCUCAUAGGUAAUCCGCAGGGGCCUGCAGGUACUGGGAAAACGGAGAGUGUAAAGGCGUUGGCAAUGCUGUGUGGCUACCCGUUUCUAGUAUUUAACUGCAGUGAUGAUUUCGACUCUGGUGCAAUGGAGCGCACUUUUGCCGGGUUGUGCCAGCUUGGUGCCUGGGGCAUAUUUGAUGAGUUCAAUAGGUUGGCAGAAGGAGUCUUAUCUGGGGUAGCGGAAACAAUACAACGCAUUGCCGUAUCGAAGAAAAACCGAGCCGGUGAUAUUAAUCUUGCUGGAAGGACGGUUAAACUGAAUCCUAACAUUGGUAUCUUUGUAACCAUAAAUCCAUGUUACAUCAGUCGAAACAGCUUCCCAUUGAAUCUGAAGAUGCUUUGCAGGCCAAUAGUCACGGACAGAGUGGACUUGAAGCAGGUCGUAUACGUUUUGUUGCAAUUGAGUGGCAUACAGGAAGCAUCAAAUGCCGCAAAUUCGUUAUGCAACGUCCUGAAUUGCUGCGCCAUUUGUUUUCCCGACGGCAUGUAUGAUUUCGGUUUAAGAUGCUCCAAAACCGUCAUUAGUUACAUCCAGACGCUAAUGGAAACAACCAAUUCAGGCAGUCAAAUAGGUUAUGAGCAUUAUACAAAUGCCAUAUUGGAGAAAGCGUUGGUAUCGCUUCUAUCCCCGCAGUUUCCGAUACGGGAUUCAACAAAAUUCGAAAUUAUUCUACGAUCAUGCGUCUCAGUGGAGAACUCUGCUGCUACAGAAACAUCACAUGUGCCUAGUGUAGGCGACACAGAAUUUCUGACUUUACUAGAAGAAAAAUACGGAGAAGUCCUGAAAGGCGACUACAUAAAGAAAAAGGCAGUGGAACUCUACCAUCUGCUGGGGACAUCCAAGGCAAUCAUGCUUCAUGGUCCCACUGGCUCUGGUAAAACGUUGUGUCUGACGGUUACGCUUGAGUUGGUUGAAGCGUUGGAACCACAUACAUACGAGGUUGUGCGUUUCGAUCCCAAUGCAUUGGAUGUAGAUGACCUAUACGGACAAUGUACCAACGGGGAAUGGAAAGAUGGCUAUUUCACGUUUAUGAUGCGGAAAUACUCCAAUAGCGAGAAAGAAGUAAUUUUCAUCUUUGAUGGUGAAAUCGCCGCUACUUGGGUGGAAAGCAUGAACUCGGUUCUGGACGACAAUAUGGUGCUAACAUUGAGUAAUGGAAACCGAAUAGAGCUGACAUCGAAUAUGAAAAUAGUGUUUGAAACUGAUUCCAUCAAACUUAUAACUCCUGCGACCAUUUCUCGUUGUAUUUUGAUGAGGUUUGAACUGGAUGAUAGCCAAUAUGACGUGAGAUGUUAUCCUAAGUAUUUUGCAAUCCUUGAAGACGAGUUACUCUUGUACCGCUAUAAUGUUUUUAAUGCGCUCUUGGAUAAUUGCGAAAAUGAUGCUGGUAAUUUUAUAUUUGCGUUUGUGAACGCCUUCGGGUGCCAUAUGGGAUUGAAUGGAUUUGAUGAACUGGUUACAAAUGUAGACCGAGUUAGUAAAAGUCAUGGAGAGCAUAUGAUCUCUUAUUUGGAAUCAGAACAGGCAAUUUUGGAAGGACGUUGCAUGAACAGACUGGAAUACCUCAUCUCUAAAUAUAUAUGCAGCUCAACUUCUUUCAUUUUGAAAGGCCAUCGUAGUUGUGAUUUCAUGAGGUUGAUUAAACAAUCGACUUCAUCGUUAAAUCAGUGUUUAAUAGUAGAAUUGUACCUGUCUAAAGGUUGCACAAGUUCCAGUAUACUCGAUGUAUUGUAUAAGCAUUCUGUGAUAAAUCAGGAUAAUUCACAUUUCACAAUGUCACCAAUCGAUCACGCAGGAUGUGAAGCCAAAAUGUUGUUGCUGAUACGAGAUCCGGAAUCUGUAGUUGCUGGAGGAGCGUUUGAUGAUACAGUUUACGCGCUUCUUCGCCAGUUAUUGGAAUUCAAUAGGUUCUAUACACGGAGGAAAGAUGCGGAGGAAUGGAUAACGAUACAUGUAAAGAAUGUAUCAAUUGUCAUGAUUACAAGCACUUUGGAAUCCACUAUGAUCCCUCAGAGAUUGAGGCGUAUUAUGCCUGUCAUUAAUAUCGAAAACUUUGCAAGGGGAGACGAUGCGACACUUUCCGACAAGCACCUCGAUUUUAAAAAUGAAGAUGACAGUGUCAAUAAACAAGAUAGGAUGAUACGAUGCCACAAAAAUCUUGUAGCCAUGUUAGAGAAGAAUGACAACUUCUUGUCAGAUGGAGACAAUUGCCUCUUCGAAAAUGCUAUUAAGGGUGGGCUGGAUUCCACUUCAUGGUGGCUGUUUUGGACAAUGAUAUAUUACAAAUAUGAUUAUUCGUUGGAACAAUCAGAGCCUACACUUGUGCAGGGUAGUACGGAUAUCGAUAUAAGAAUUCCAUGGUUAUUCGAAACAGAUUUGAGUGUAAUUGAGGAUUUCAAAGAGAGGUGCCAUUUUAUAAAAUGCUUUUUCGAGCUGAAUAUCAAGGUUCUCAUCAUAACUGGCGGAAAUAUGGCCAUAAGGGAAAUUUUAUGUCAUUCAGCAUCGACUUGUACCGGACACAGGGUAGUGCCAUUGAACUCCGCAUUGUGGAAUAGUGGGAUGCAUGAGAUUUUUAGAAACUCUGGUUUGUAUUCAGAAAAAUUUUGCAUAUUCAUUGAUUGGGAUGCCCUUGUUUUCCAGAGUCCAGAAAUCCUCCAUACGCUGAAAAACAUAAUUCUACAAAAUGAUUAUACAGCGAUGUUGACGACAGAAUGUAUAGAGCAGUUACGCCGCAAUUCUCCGGAGGUUGACGAAGAUGUAGAAUGCUUCCGAUCGAAGCUUUUAACCAAUAUACAUCGCAAUCUGAAAUUCAUUUUCUCUGCUAGGUCGCCGGCAUUUGAUGUAUCCAUCGUCGAUACGGGCUUGUACCUCCCGAUGCCUCGGAUUUCAUCACCAUUUAAGGAUACGACACAAGCCGCAUUCAUGCGUCAAAAUAUGCCACUUGAUUUAAGCACCAUAUACGAUAUAUAUAUAGGUUUGUGUCAGGGCCACUUAAACUUUUGCGAUUAUCUGCUUUUUGUAAAGUUUACCCAUGAUCUUUCGAAGAAGCGCAUGAUGAAACAUGAAAGCGAUUAUACACAUUUGAAGAAUGGAAUAGAGAAGAUUCAGAGAGCUAAAAAUGAAGUGUCGUCCAUGCGUGACAUGCUAGACUCACGCCGUGCGUACUUAACUUCAAAAAAUGUUGAAGCUGAGAACAAGGCAGUUCAGAUUAGGUCUUUACAGGCAGAAGCGUCGGUGAAGAAAAAGGAGGCGGAGGAUUUGAAUGUGUCGUUAGAGAAAGAGCGAUCUCUUAUAGUGGAUCGUAAUACUGAGGUCCAGCAACAACUUUCUCAGGUCGCCCCGUUGAUUGAGCAAUCUCAGCAAGAAGUUAAGGCUAUCAACAGAAAAACCUUGGACGAGCUUCGCUCCAUGAGUAACCCUCCGCCAGUAAUAAAGGCGACGGUUGAAACCGUAGUCAUGCUGCUCACCAAUUCUACAAGUACGCACAUCGCUUGGGAUAUUUGCAGAAAGGUGGUCAAGGCAUCAGAUUUCAUUUCUAAAAUUCUAACAUUCGAUGCAAAAACACUAGAUCAGUUGCCCUUCAGCAUCGUAAAGAAAAGAGUAACGGAAGAUGGAUGGGAUGUAAACAGAAUUAGUAAAGCUUCGAAGGCAGCUGGUCCACUGGCCAAAUGGGUCACGUCGAUUAUCACGUACGCCGAAAUCGCCAUACAGGUGGCACCAUUGCUAGAUGAGGUUAAACGCCUGAACACUUCAUACGCGGAAAAUGAGACGAAGAUUUCAGACCAGGCGUCACUUCUGGAAGAUUUGGAAAACGAAAUCACGCGUUACGAAAGCGAAUAUUCAGGAUUGCUCUCUUCAAUAAACACAAUGCAAUCGGAAAUUGAACAUACAUGCAGCAGACUCACUAGGUCGGAAUCGUUGUUGCUGAGCCUGUCGGAAGAAGUGAACAAAUGGAAAGAGACCAUUCAAUCGCUGGAAUCCCGCGCACCUUGUCUCGAGGCAGAUGUCAUUCUGGAAUCGAGUAUGUUGAUUCUCUCUGGAAGCCUCGAUGAUUCAAAACGCGACAAUCUGUACGGGUCGAUUACAAAUUUAUUGUCGAGCAAGGCAGUAAGUUAUAGUUACGAUUUCGCUUCCAUAUUGAACUUCGAUCGUUGCAUAUUACAGGAGAAUAUGCCAUACCGCAAUAGUAUGUUUGUGGAUGCUCCGGAUAUUCUCUACGCUUCGAUAAUAGGGUGCCCAUAUAAAACGGUAUCAGCCUGCGAUAAUCAUUUCAUGGCAAUCCUCACCUCCAGCAGAGAAUGCAAAUUAACUCUCCUAAUUAAAGACAUAGUUCAUGCAACAAUGACCGUAAAGCGAGCAAUAUUGAAGGAGGUAGUUGAAAAUAACUGCCAGUAUGGGUUUAAUAUUCUUCUGCAAAUAUCCUCAUCUGACUUACGGCGCUGCCAGCACCCGGAAACUGAAGACGACCAUUUGCUUUUGAACAUCAGCGAGUUAUGCCUCAUAUUGCACCUCCAACUAUCGCAUCGAAAUUUCGAAUCCUACUGUAUCGAUAUACUGACCCAAGAAAUCGAUCCCCAACUUCACAAGGCGCAUGAGGACGUGACAGUAACAACCGACAAGUUGAGUAAAGAGCUACGACAUACAGAAGAUGAAUUACUUGAAUUUUUGGUGGACACUUCGGACAUCCUGGAUGAAUCUACAUCUGUUUACCUCGAAGAAUAUAAGAAGAAAUGUUACAGCUUACAACGAUCUUUGAGAGACUGCGCCGUUGUCGAGGAUCGCUUCCGAUCUUUGGUAGCUGAACAUGCCGAUUUCACAGCACUCAUUUCGGAUAUGUAUGGCUCCGUUAAACGAUUGGAGAGCUUGAAUAGUUUGUAUAACUUCGAUGUGUCCAUCUUAGUGCAUGCCAUGAAACUGUCAUGCCAAACUGCAGAACGCAAGGUCACAUUUUUGAGAACCGUUUUCGGCUGGAUAAACCAAUCGAUUUUCUCCGAAGAUAGCAUUUUCUGGUGUUUCGAAGUACUCCGUUUGUAUAACAGUCAUGUAGAAGAAAACAAAGAGAUCAGGGAGCUAAUAAAUGACAUUUCGACGUCCACAACGGACCCAACGGCUAUAUCACUUGCCAUGGAACGUCUGAAACUGAAAUAUCUUUCUCCAACUGAAAACAGCCUUUAUGGUUAUGACACAAGCGUUUUCUCGCAUUUCAACAUGAUCAUCGUAGUAACCAGUGGGCUGGAGGAUCCCUCUGCGUUCGUAGAAGCAUACACACGGUCACAGGGAAGUGAAAUGCGCACACUGGCUAUGUGCACACCUUCUGAAGCACCGAAGAUCGAAUUGGCAAUAGAAGAAUACCUAUCCGAGGGUAGUUGGGUUUUGCUAAAGAAUGCGCAUCUUGCACCACACUGGUUCAAGAAAUUCGAAUCACAGUUUCCACGGCAAACAGAAGGCCCAAAGGUCUUCAUUACAUGGGAUAAUGCAAUGGAAUUGGACAUGACAAUACUGAUGCGUCGGUACCGAAUCAUAUACCAAGAAGCGGAAACAUUGCAAUCCACCCUGCACCAACUCUACCAAAGGUUUAGGGAUUCGUUCGUAAACGAUGACAAAGUUAAAUACCACCUCAUUACAAAGUCGUUGCUCGUUCAUGCCAUAGUGAUUUGUCGGCAAAGGUAUGUACCUUUCGGGUGGACGAUGCGAUGCAUGUUCGACAACAACGAUUUGCUGUUAUCCAUCAGUGCAACCUUGGAGUUCCACAGAAAUUUCCUCCACGUAUUAAAGGACAUAUUGGAGAACCACCAGGAGUUCUACACCAACAGCUUCUUGAUCAACGAAUGGCGCCAACGUAUUUUCGCCGUCUAUUCGUCGAAGCUAUCGACCGAAAUAGAUGAGAAGAUCAUGUGGGAGAUUCUGUUGUUCACCGACCCUGGAUGCUACCCGCUGGAAUCACCGGGUGAAGACAUAUCUGCAUGGAUUCAAGAACUCCCUGGUGUGGCAAGAGCCUCUCUGAUAGGUUUGCCGGACGGUGUCGACAAACUCAUCUUGGAAUCAAGGUUCAGCCAUUUGCGCGAAUUCAAUGGCUUAUCCACGGGAAAUGGAACCUCCAUAGAUCACUUAGAUGUUGAUACUCCCGAUUUCCCGGACGGAGCCAUGGAGCAUGCAGAACCCUUAUUAGUUGCCGCUAUGCGCAAUCAGUGGCGAGACAGUUGCAGCGCGUACGGCCCAACUUUGAUCACCGCAGAGCUCAUCAAACUCACAGAGUUUGCUAAGAAUACUACAGAGAUUAAAUUAAGACUACACAUCUUUUCGGAGCCGGCAAAACUGUUGGAUAUCAUGCGGUUGCUCGUUUCCCGCUCGUCGGGAGUGAAGGCAGAAGAGCUGGAGCUCCUUGUCACACCUGCAGAAGCAGUUGAUGCAGAUCAUCCGUCCCAAAAGAUAUCGCAGAGUUGUGAUUGCUUCCGGUCCAAAGAGACUCUCAUACUGGAUAACUUGGAGUUAGUAGGUGCCUCCUACGAUUUCCCUACCUCCACCCUCGCUGUUCCCGAGAAUGCAGACAUUGACGUUAGGCAACGAUUGAACGUAUGUCUGCAAUGGGUAAAUCACGUAUGCAACAACCCCGGCUACAGGACGCUUCUUCCCGUAUACGAUUCUCAAAGGACACUCAAAUUCACACUGAAAAUGGCAUUGGACACGCGUGACAGUUUGGCUAACCUCAAGAAUGUGCAUUUUGUUGGAUCGGACUAG